Messenger RNA from Pungitius pungitius (ninespine stickleback), 525 nucleotides. RefSeq names its product gamma-crystallin M3-like. The record is from RefSeq and is a predicted model, not a curated record. The coding region runs from base 1 to 525 and encodes 174 amino acids. Gene Ontology annotation, biological process: visual perception; lens development in camera-type eye. NCBI's taxonomy places the organism in Eukaryota, Metazoa, Chordata, Actinopteri, Perciformes, Gasterosteidae. Gene Ontology annotation, molecular function: structural constituent of eye lens. The transcript has 3 exons.
AUGGGCAAGAUCAUCUUCUACGAGGAGAAGAACUUCCAGGGUCGCUCCUAUGAGUGCAUGAGCGACUGCUCCGACAUGUCCUCCUACCUGAACAGGUGUCACUCCUGCAGGGUGGAGAGCGGUUGCUUCAUGGUCUACGACCGCACCAACUACAUGGGAAGCCAGUACUUCAUGAGGAGGGGAGAGUACUCCGACUACGUGUCUCUCGGCGUGAGCGAGUCCAUCCGGUCCUGUCGUUUGAUUCCUCAGCACAGGGGAUCCUACAAGAUGAAGAUCUACGAGAGGGAGAACUUCCAGGGCCAGAGCCAGGAGCUGACGGAGGACUGCGACAACAUGAUGGAGCGUUACCGCAUGAACGACUGCCAGUCCUGCCACGUGAUGGACGGGCACUGGCUGAUGUACGAGCAGCCCCAGUUCAGAGGCAAGAUGAUGUACCUGAGGCCCGGAGAGUACAGGAGCUUCAAGGACAUGGGAAUGAGCGGCACCAGGUUCAGCUCCGUCAGGCGUGUGACGGAUUCUUGCUGA